Austrofundulus limnaeus is the source of this 3483-nucleotide messenger RNA. RefSeq names its product cholinergic receptor, muscarinic 2a (gene chrm2a). Gene Ontology annotation, biological process: adenylate cyclase-inhibiting G protein-coupled acetylcholine receptor signaling pathway; G protein-coupled receptor signaling pathway, coupled to cyclic nucleotide second messenger; chemical synaptic transmission. Bases 106 to 1614 code for a protein of 502 amino acids. The record is from RefSeq and is a predicted model, not a curated record. Gene Ontology annotation, cellular component: dendrite; synapse; plasma membrane. NCBI's taxonomy places the organism in Eukaryota, Metazoa, Chordata, Actinopteri, Cyprinodontiformes, Rivulidae. The transcript has a single exon. Gene Ontology annotation, molecular function: G protein-coupled serotonin receptor activity; G protein-coupled acetylcholine receptor activity.
CAGGCUGUCUUAAUAUUCUUUUGUGCUUUCUCACAAAUCCAAUUUCUCUUUUGUUCUUUUGUAGGUUCCAUCUGAGUAGGAGGUGGCAACAAAAGACCAAAUGCCAUGGAUGUAUUCAAUUUCACAUAUUGGAAUGCCUCAGAAGGCAAUGACACAGAAACUGUGGAAGAAAAUGAAAGCCCCUACAAGACCGUGGAGGUAGUGUUCAUCGUGUUAGUGGCUGGUUCCCUCAGUUUGGUCACAAUUAUUGGCAAUAUCCUGGUCAUGCUCUCCAUCAAAGUGAACAGGAACCUACAGACAGUCAACAACUAUUUUUUGUUUAGCCUUGCAUGUGCCGACCUAAUUAUUGGACUCUGCUCCAUGAACUUGUACACAGUUUAUAUAGUAAUAGGCUACUGGCCCCUGGGACCAGUGGUGUGCGACUUGUGGUUAGCCUUGGAUUAUGUUGUGAGCAAUGCAUCCGUCAUGAAUCUUCUCAUUAUAAGCUUCGACAGAUACUUCUGUGUCACCAAGCCCCUCAGCUACCCUGUAAAGAGGACCACCAAAAUGGCAGGGAUGAUGAUCGCUGCUGCCUGGGUUCUUUCUUUCAUCCUUUGGGCUCCUGCCAUUCUCUUCUGGCAGUUUAUUGUUGGUGGGCGGACAGUACCUGAGAAGGAGUGCUACAUCCAGUUUUUUUCCAAUGCUGCUGUCACUUUUGGAACAGCUAUMGCCGCCUUUUACCUGCCCGUCAUUAUCAUGAUUCAGCUAUACUGGCAAAUCUCCAGAGCGAGCAAAAGUCGUGUGAAGAAGGACAACCGCAAGCCAUCAGGAGCCAAUCCAGAGCCUCUGUCGCCUGGCCAGCGGAGAGAUAGCACUCCAAAACCCAACAACAACAAUGUACCGGGGGAGGACACGGGUCACUCACAGAACCAGGGUGUGGAUAAUGGAGCCAACCAGCACGAUGGAAAAGUGCAGAACGGCAAGGGACCUUCCUGCGCCAAUGCCGAGAUAGAAACGGAGGGCAACAGUGUACCAAGGGAGAACUGYGCUCCUGCGGAGGAGAAGGAAAGCUCCAAUGACUCAACAUCAGUGAGCGCGGCUGCUUCCAACCCAAAAGACGAAGAACCAGCACCGUCCGCAGCCAACUCYAAAGCAGAGGCGAGCCAGCAGGUCCCGUGUCAACGAGCCAAGGCGGGGAGCUCUAAACUGACCUGCAUAAAGAUCAAAACAAAGUCACCUAAAGGGGACUAUUACACACCGUCCAACGCCACGGUUGAGAUAGUUCCAAGCACGGAGCGGCAGAACCAUGUGGCGCGAAAGAUUGUGAAGAUGACUAAACAGCCUCCAAACAAAAAGAAAAAAGGGGCGCCGUCACGGGAGAAAAAAGUUACACGCACCAUAAUGGCCAUCCUGGUAGCUUUUGUGGCCACCUGGACUCCAUAUAACGUGAUGGUGCUUAUUAAUACUUUUUGCUCCAGCUGCAUCCCCAACACAGUCUGGACUAUUGGUUAUUGGCUGUGCUAUAUCAACAGCACCAUCAACCCGGCCUGCUACGCCCUGUGCAAUGUCACGUUUAAAAAGACAUUCAAACAUCUUCUCCUCUGCCAGUACAAAAAUAUUAGGUCAGCCAGAUAAAUACAAGCCCCCGUGGAGGAGGCACUGAAGUUUUAGUUGCCUGCGUGAGUGUCUGCUUGAGGAUCUGAGUAUGUCAUUCAUGUGUGUUUGUUUUUGUGAAAGAAAAUGAUAGAGUGCAUUUUGAAAUCAUUUUCUAUGAUUUUACCAGUUUCUCUCAUUAACCAGUUGUAGCACUUUAUACUUAUUUAACUGGAGCGAGUUGCGUUGAAGUGUGUUGCGCGGACGCAGGGUGGAUAAAAAAAGGGUUGUACGAAAAAUAAUCAAUUUUAGAACUGUACGACUAAAAUUGAAGACUGUGUAAAGCAAAUUACAAGGGAAGAWAAUGAGCUGAAUAAAAAGAAGCAGAGGAAGAUCUACGCUAUGAGGCAAGGUUUCUAAAUGGGAAAAUAGGGCUGCCUGAAUUUACAAACCUUCCGAGUUUGAAGUUCAGUGAAGAUACUUGUAGAUACCUGUACAUAGUGGCGUAUAAUUGAUUUGUGUGUGCACAUGUGGGUAUGUGCUGGUAUUUGGGUGCAUGCCCACUUGUGCCCCUCUGCUUGCCUUCUCUCUGUGUGUAAUCAUUGUCAUGGCUCUUCUAACCAGCAACGUGUAGAAUAAAUGGAGGGGUUUYGUGUAGAUAGCUUCAGACAUGCAGACAGGUAGCUAUCUUAGCUAACAAAGAGAUCUGAUGGAUUAGCAUACUGAAUUUGUCAAAUUUGCAGCCUAAUUUAUAAAAAGAAAAGAACUUUGAAUAAGCUUUAAUGGCUGGUUCAAUACAUACAUUUAAGAAAAGAAAAUAGGCAURAUGAAAACCAUGUAAGAAACAUCCACAAGAGCUUCCCAACACAUCCAAGCAGGGGUUUUUGCAGUCAGUAAGUGGGAACUUCUUGGGUCUGGGCAUAGUUUGGGUCAGCUGUGAUUGGUCGUUUGAUGUGUGGGAGUAGUUUGCGUAAAGGCAGCUGAGUGAAGUGCAACAAUUCAGAUCGCUAAUUGCAUGAAUAUUAAUUUUAGUCAUAAUUCAGGAUAGGAAGGUUCUAGCCGCAUGAAAUUUAAACGUCGUACAUGUGAAGGGACGUGGAGCAAUUCAGCUGAGUCAGCUUUUUUUAAAAAUGAAUAUUAAUAUUAGCCAAAUUCGGACAAGAAUUUUCUAGUCGCACCAAAGUUGAAGUCAAGAAAUUAUCUUCACAUGUUCACAAUAACUUUACUAUUACCAUUGUACAUGACCUUUUAACUAACCCCAUAUGUCAAUCUGACCAAUCAUAGCGUAUCCACAUUAAGCCCAUACAGUCAGUGCGACCAACCAGACCCAAACUACGUCCAAACCCAAGAAACUUCCAGAAGUUUUAUUUUUUUUGGUGGGCUUUCAGAAUGAAAUUUCUAUAGCACAUCCACCAUACACAAUAAUACUUAGAAAACCCUUUUUGAUGCUCUGAAGCAUUGUAUCUUACUCAAAAUGGGUGAAUUAUGUGCGAAGUACCAGGGGUUGGAUAACAGYGUAUUUGUAAAACUAAUUGUUUAUUUGUCCAAAAAGCUGAGGAUGACAAUAGAGCCUGAAUUGGACCAAUCAAAAUAGUACAAUGUGCUACUGAAGACUUAAUUCUCUAAAUGAAAAGAAAGACUUGACAUUUGCAAUCACAAAUGUUCCAAGUUAGAUGAGAAGAAACCACUCAAAGUUAAUUUAGUCUGGCAUAAAAAUUACUAAUUAUUUUCYUCCCCAAUCAACAUGCUGUGUGCUAUUUAUAUAAUUACCCUGUACAAAAAAAUAACUGUUUUCUUAAAAACGAUGGCAAUUUUUCCAAGAGUUACUGAAUACGACCCGUCAUGUUCUAUUUUGACAAGAAAACAAACCAAAAGACAUCUUGAAAAAAUAAAUAAAUGAACGGCAUGAGA